Molecule: messenger RNA, 1938 nt
Organism: Hydra vulgaris (swiftwater hydra)
Lineage: Eukaryota; Metazoa; Cnidaria; Hydrozoa; Anthoathecata; Hydridae
Product: apoptosis-inducing factor 1, mitochondrial-like
Biological process (GO): apoptotic process; mitochondrial respiratory chain complex assembly
Cellular component (GO): cytoplasm; mitochondrion
Molecular function (GO): FAD binding; NAD(P)H oxidase H2O2-forming activity; protein dimerization activity
Source: RefSeq, a predicted model, not a curated record
AGUCUUUAUUAGUUAUAAAAAAAAUAAAUAAUAAUAAUGAUUCGACUUUGGAAAUCUUGUUCAUUGAUAAGACAAAACAGAAAUUUUAUAUGUAAAUCAAUUCAUCUAAAGCCUACUACAUUAGUGCGUUCUGGUUGUCGAUAUAGCUCUUCUGUUACUAAAGGUAACAAUGAUAAAAUAUACCUUGGAACUGGUGUCGGCAUUUUGACUGUUAGUGGUGCUCUGGUUUAUUCUUUAUUUACUUCACCAUUGCCUCAAAGUAAUGUACAGUACAAGGAUUUUUUAAAGACUGAAGUUGCAGAAGAACCAGUCAUAAGUAAACCCAAUGAAAUUGAAACAAUAGUUGACACAGAGGAAAUCAAAGAAAUUAUUCAGGACUCUUCAGAGGUUGGGGAAGUUGAGAAGGUAGAGGAGCCUCAAAUUUUAAUAAAAGAUUUAAAGUUACCAAGUGAAGUUCCAUAUAUAAUAAUUGGUGCUGGCACUGCAGCUCACUCUGCUUGCAGAGCAAUUCAGAAGCGUGAACCUAAUGCAAAGAUUUUAAUUAUUGGCAAUGAAGAUGUGUUGCCAUACAUGCGACCACCACUUUCAAAAGAAUUAUGGUUUAAUCCAGAUGAUAAUUCUGAAAGUCUCUCAUAUAAAGCAUGGAAUGGCAAAGAAAGAAGUGUAUUCUUUGAAGAUUCAAGUUACUACACUAGCUUAGAUGAUUUGGAAAGCAAAGGUGGUGUUUCAGUUGUAACAGGUAAAAAUGUUACUAGCAUAGAUGCUUUGGGUCAUAGUGUAACUUUGGAGAAUGGUCAGAAAGUUAAAUAUGCAAAAUUACUCAUUGCCACUGGUGGUAAGCCAAAGCAACAUCCUGCAUUUAAAAACAUUAAUAAGGAAAACGAACAUAUAACAAUGUUUAGAGAUGUUAAUGAUUUGAAGAAGCUUAAAAGACUUUUACGUCAUCAGAAAGAUAUUUUAAUUGUUGGUGGAGGUUUUCUCGGAAGUGAAUUAGCUUGUGCUCUAUCCACAUAUGGAAAGCAAUCUGGGAUUAAUGUGACACAGAUUUAUAAUGAAGAUGGUAAUAUGGCAAAGGUCCUUCCUAAAUAUUUGAGUGAAUGGACAACUAAAAAAGUUAAUAAAGAAGGGGUUUUGACGAUGCCAAAUCGAUCUAUUCAGUCUGUGAACUGUGGAGAAAAAGUUGAAGUGAUACUUGAUAACAAAGAAAAGUUAAUAGCUGAUCAUGUGAUUGUUUGCGUUGGAUUAGAACCAAGUACUGAGUUAUCUGCUUCCGGUGGUCUUGAAGUAGAUAAGGAUCAUGGAGGAUUUCGUGUAAACUCAGAACUUGAAGCACGAUCAGAUAUUUGGGUGGCUGGUGAUGCAGCUUGUUUUUAUGACAUUAAUUUGGGUCGCCGUCGUGUUGAACAUCACGAUCAUGCUGUGGUUAGUGGUAAACUAGCUGGUGAGAACAUGACUGGUGCAAAAAAAUCGUAUCAUCACCAAUCCAUGUUUUGGAGUGAUCUUGGACCAGAAGUAGGAUAUGAAGCAAUAGGAAUAGUGGAUAGUUCUCUGCCCACUGUUGGUGUUUGGGCAAAAGCUACUUUAAAAGAUAAUCCGAAAGUAGCUUCUGAAGAAUCAGGAGAAAAUAUCCGAUCAGAUGCACAAUCUCCCGAUGUUACCGUUGAAGCAGAAACAGUUAGCCAACAAACCGGAGAUGAUUUUGGAAAGGGAGUGGUCUUUUAUAUGAAAGAGAAAAAAAUUGUAGGAAUUUUACUUUGGAACAUUUUUGGUCAUAUGCCAGUGGCUAGAAAACUAAUAUCUGAUUCACAUGAUCAUGAAGAUUUAAAUGCUGUCGCAAAGCUUUUUCAUUUGCAUCCGAACUCUUAACAAUUUUCAGAAAGUUUUUAAUUUCCAAUUACAAAAAAUGAAAUUUUUUUAGUGAAAUUAUUAUUAUAAUGA